This is a messenger RNA of Triplophysa dalaica, 1186 nucleotides long. It is a transcript of the gene timm21, whose product is annotated as translocase of inner mitochondrial membrane 21. The record is from RefSeq and is a predicted model, not a curated record. Gene Ontology annotation, cellular component: TIM23 mitochondrial import inner membrane translocase complex. The transcript is spliced from 6 exons. Lineage: Eukaryota; Metazoa; Chordata; Actinopteri; Cypriniformes; Nemacheilidae. The coding region runs from base 139 to 861 and encodes 240 amino acids. Gene Ontology annotation, biological process: protein import into mitochondrial matrix.
CCACUGCUAGGCUAGCUAGUAGUACAACGUCACAAAUCACAGGACAAUCAUUGAAAGUCAGCAUUAUGUUGUUUUAGCGUUAUCCAGGACAACACGUUUAUAUAACCUGCCUAAAUAGGUCUUUUUAACUUUGAGGUAAUGAUAAUGAACUGUUUAGUAUUCAGAGUCUGCAGGUCGACCCGUAGUUUGCGGGACGUAUUAAAACGCGUGCAUGUCAGAUUGCCACAGCAGAUAUUAGCCUUACAGACACAAAGCUCUCUUUUGCAAACGAAUCGAUGUCCUGGAUCCCAGUGGGUAGUUUGUCACACUCGAUCUCUUCAUGUCGGGGCUCAAUUCUGCAGUAAGGAUGAUAGACAGAAGAGUAAUGACCAUGUGUCAGUUUCCAGAAGUUCGUACACACCCCCAAGUCUAUCUGCAACACAGAAAGCCAAACAGGCAGGCAAAGACUUCACCUAUUUGAUUGUGGUGCUUAUUGGGCUCGGAGUUACAGGUGGAUUGCUCUAUUUGGUCUUUCAGGAGCUAUUUUCAUCAUCAAGUCCGAGCAAAGUCUACGGAAAAGCUUUUGAGAAGUGCAGGUCUCACCUAGAGGUAAUUGGAGCUUUCGGAGAGCCUGUGAAAGGCUUUGGAGAGACCAGUCGACGUGGAAGAAGACAACAAGUCAGACAUGUUGAGUACAUAAAGGAUGGGCUCAAACACAUGAGGCUGAAAUUUUACAUUGAGGGAUCCGAGCCGGGUUUACGGGGAACUGUUCAUUCAGAAUCAAAAGAGAAUCCAGAGACGGGAAAGUAUGAAUUCCGGUAUAUUUUUGUAGAAAUAGACACCUAUCCCAGGAGGACAAUCGUCAUUGAAGACAACAGAUAGGAUUCAUGUUAACAAGGUUACAUGCAUAUUGGAAAUUUCAAUGGCAGACAUUCAAACUAACAUAAAAAAAAAGAAUAAGUGUCACUACACAGAUUAAUCAAGUCUAGAUUUGUCAUGCUUGACUUUUGUUGGUUUAAAUAUAUCAACAUUGUAUAGACUAACCUGUGUAGAACCUGAAUUGUAUGUUUUUGAGUGUGUUUGGACCAUGGAGAUGGUUUGGACUGUUUUAUUAUAGAAUCUGUCGUUUAAAAUAAAGUUUGAGAAUAUAAUUAAUUUUUUGAAUAUUUUUUAUAUGGAAUACACAACAAUAAAUCAAUGAAAAUGG